Messenger RNA from Ixodes scapularis (black-legged tick), 1024 nucleotides. RefSeq names its product sulfotransferase 1C2A-like. Gene Ontology annotation, biological process: sulfation. Gene Ontology annotation, cellular component: cytoplasm. The record is from RefSeq and is a predicted model, not a curated record. The coding region runs from base 33 to 983 and encodes 316 amino acids. The transcript has a single exon. Lineage: Eukaryota; Metazoa; Arthropoda; Arachnida; Ixodida; Ixodidae. Gene Ontology annotation, molecular function: sulfotransferase activity.
CGGCAAUAAUAGCGAGCGAGCGCAACGCAGGCAUGAGUGUCCCGAGACGCUCCCCCCGGGUCCAGAUGAUCGGCGGCCAGCCGAGAAGCAUUUUCCUGGACGCCGGCCUCGUACGUGCGGCGCUCCGCUUCAAGCCACGCGACGGAGACAUCAUUCAGGUGACCUAUCCAAAGUCAGGAACUCACUGGGUCCAGCAGAUCACCCAGCUCAUCCUCAACAAGGGCGAGUCCGUGGCGAACUUCUCCGAAUUCGUGAAGAAGUCUCCGUUCCUCGAGUACCACGGAGAGCAAGCGUUCGAAGGUAUGAGCUGCCCCAGAACCAUACGAACCCAUUUCCCGCUUACAAGAGAAAACUUCAACAAGAACGCCAAGUACGUUUACGUGGCGCGUAACCCGUGGGACUGCUGCGUGUCUUUCUACCACCACGUCAGGAGCCUGCCGCUGUAUGAAUUCCAAGACGGCACUUUCGACGAGUUCUUCGAGGCUUACAUGAAGGGGUACGUCGGUUACGGGAACUACUUCGAUCAUGUCCUCUCCGGGUAUUCUCGCAAGGAUGAACCCAAUGUGUUUUUCAUCACCUACGAAGCGCUAAAGAAGGACACACCCGGGAGCGUGCUCGCGUUGGCUUACUUUUUGGGAGAGGAUUACGGGCGGCUGCUCGAACAGAGUGACGAGCUUUUCCAGAAAGUGCUGCGAAAGAGCAGUCCCGAGUUUAUGAAGAAAGUGAUGGAAGUGGACUUCAAGGAACUCAUGGCUACCUUCCACACUAACCGGAAUCCGGCGACCGACAUCUCGGACCCCACUAAGCAAGCGCAGAAAAACGGUCCAGCGACAUUCAACUUCGUACGAAAAGGCAAAGUGGGCGACUGGAAAGAGCAUUUCACGCCUGAGCAGUUCCAGCGAAUGCGCGCCACAAUUGAAGAAAAAUCCAAGGGUACCAAUCUAAUGGACUUUUGGCAGUCGGAUGAUAUUCGAUUUGCGUAGGCUGAAAGUCACACGAAUAAAACGAUUAAAUGAUAUGUGCA